Molecule: messenger RNA, 1212 nt
Organism: Aspergillus versicolor CBS 583.65
Lineage: Eukaryota; Fungi; Ascomycota; Eurotiomycetes; Eurotiales; Aspergillaceae
Product: FAD-dependent oxidoreductase
Exons: 4
Coding region: 1-1212 (403 amino acids)
Molecular function (GO): FAD binding
Source: RefSeq, a predicted model, not a curated record
AUGGCCUCGAACAAAACCUCCAGCACCGUUUGCGUCGUGGGCGCAGGCCCGGUCGGGCUCUUUACUACGUUACUGCUGGCCCAGGCCGGAGUUGAUGUAACCGUGUUUGAACGGGAGGAUGCAAUUGUACAGUCGCCUCGUGCAAUGGGAUACUUCGAUGUAACUCAGGCGGAAUUCCGCAAGGCUGGGAUCCUCGAGGAAAUUAAAGAAGCCGGCCUGCUGAAUGACCAAGGGCUCAAGUGGCGGCGUCCCAAAGACGGAGGCUAUCUCGCGGAACUCCCUACUAAGCCCGAUCCUUCGAUGUGGCCGGUCCAACUAGGUCAACAUAUUGUUGGAGAGAUUAUCCUCAGUCGUCUGGCCCAGUUCCCGAAGGUCCAGGUUAGCUUCGGUCACGAGCUGCAUGCACUGGAGCAGUCCGAAGACAAUAGCACCGUUGUCACGACGUAUACUGGUGGUCGGCAGCACACCUCACAAUACCUUGUUGGGGCUGAUGGCGGAAAGAGCACCGUCCGCAAGCUCAUCGGCGUCCAGUUGGAGGGCUUUACCUGGGAGGACUUUCAGAUGGUUGCGCUCAACCUUGAAUAUGACCUAUCCUCCCUAGGUUGGGCCUGCGGUAAUGCCGUUGUCGGUGAUGAUAUCUGGGGGAUCGUCGCGAAACUCGGCAAAGGCAACUUGUGGCGAGUAGCUUAUGGGAUUCCAACGUCUGAAUUGGAUCCACAGGAACCGUUUGAUAAGGAGCGAGAACUGGCCCGGGCCCAAGUCAAACUGGCGAAGCUUUUGCCCGGAUCAACUGAUGAAGCCAGGAUCGACAUGAUCUCCCUGUACCGACUUCGCCAACUCUGCGCGGACAAAUUUGUCUGCGGCCGCGUUGCCCUAGCUGGCGACUCUGCCCAUUUAACGAGUCCUGUCGGCGGCCUGGGACUGACCACGGGUCUAUUGGACGCCGCCCUCCUGGGUCGAAAUUUGAAGAAGAUCAUCGUAGACAAUGAGCCCCCAUCGCUGUUGGAAUCCUAUGGCGAGACUCGACGAGACGUCUUCCAGAACGUCACCAAUCCUUCAGCGAUUUUCCACACACGUCUCCUUACAGGCAAGGAUCCGGAGGCGGUUGCGAUGCGAGAGGAAUUUCUGGAGAAGGUCAAUGCGCGCGAUUUCGGGUACCUGAAGAAGAUUGGAGAGUCAUAUGCAAAGAUAACCUCGACGCGCGACGAGUAG